Messenger RNA from Hyphopichia burtonii NRRL Y-1933, 852 nucleotides. RefSeq lists its product as uncharacterized. The record is from RefSeq and is a predicted model, not a curated record. Gene Ontology annotation, cellular component: CURI complex; UTP-C complex. Lineage: Eukaryota; Fungi; Ascomycota; Pichiomycetes; Serinales; Debaryomycetaceae. Gene Ontology annotation, biological process: ribosomal small subunit assembly; rRNA processing. The transcript has a single exon. Bases 1 to 852 code for a protein of 283 amino acids.
AUGGUUCUGGAGAUCAAAGGCUUUCAGGUGUUGCCUCUAGCCCUUCCCAAGUCGAAGGAGGAUGGUGUGCACUACAUGUACUUCAAGAAACACGAACAGAAGGGAGGACAAUCCGGUAAUCGAUCAAUUUUCUUAGUCAAUGUUCCUAUUGAAACCAAUACUUCGGUAGUGAAACGGUAUCUUCAGGAAGUUGCUAUUGGAGCCACGCUUGAGUCGUACGUUCCAAGCUUGCUCACAGACAGUCCAGAAGACAUUCAUAUCGACUUGACCAGUUUAACAUCUGAUCUUAAAGUGUCGGGUAAAGACGAACAAUACGAAGUAUCCAGUAAAUUACCUAAAAAUUGUGGUAUUAUAACAUUUAUUGAUAAACCAGCAUUCCAAAUAGCAUUCAAUUCUUUAAAAAAGUUGGCAUCGGACUCUAAAGUUUCAAAAUGGCCAUUACCAGCUCUUGGGUCCAGUCACUUUUUAUCUAAUUUACAAGCACAAUUACUCGAACCUUCUAAAUUAUCAAAAGAUGUUGCCAGUGCCUUGGUUGAAUUCAACCGGGCAGAAAAGGAGUCGGCGGAAAGCUUACAACAACAAACCGAACUAGUGGAUGAAGACGGUUUUACUUUGGUUGUUGGUUCUCAUAGAAAGACUAAGGCCGGUAUAAUGGGUAAACAAAAACUUGCAUCCACUACCGAAUUAGAAAAGGCCCAAUCGAAACUGAAAAAGAAGGAAAAACAAGAUUUCUACAGAUACCAAUUGAGACAACGUAAAAAGGAAGAAAUGAAUGAUUUAUUAUCCAAAUUUAGAUUGGAUCAAGAACGGGUUAAACAAAUGAAAGAAAAGAAACGCUUCAAACCCUAUUAG